Messenger RNA from Closterium sp. Naga37s-1, 4164 nucleotides. The record is from the annotation of a GenBank genome assembly. Lineage: Eukaryota; Viridiplantae; Streptophyta; Zygnematophyceae; Desmidiales; Closteriaceae.
AUGGCGGAGGUCGCGGACGUGGUGGGAGUGAGAGAGGUAGGGGAGGAAGAGGAGGAGGAGGAGGAGGAGGGAGAGGAUCAGAAGGGAGAGGAGGAGGGAGAGGAGGAGAAGGGAGAGGAGGAGGGGGAGGAGGAUGGGGAGGAGGAUGGGGAGGAAGAGGAGGAGGAGGGGGAGGAAGAGGAGGGGGAGGAGGAGGAAGAGGAGGACGAGGACGAGGAGGGACGUCCAGACGCGGCAUUCCACGUCAUCAUCAGCUUCUUCAACCUCACGAUGGAUAGAUUCUACUCCUUAUUCGACGCGGCACAAGCCAAUGCAGACAUGCAGGAGGUGGAAGGCAUGCUGGAGAAGUGGCAGAGGGAGAAGCCGGUGUUUGAUGGGAAAUACCAUAGCAUUCAAUCGGUGAUCUACAGGCUGCGGAAGUCGCUGGAUAGACGCCAGCACAGUGAGAGACAGCGGCAGCGGAUGGAGGAAGGGCAGCUGCUUCAUGCCGAGUUCUUCCCUCCAGUGGCGCCAACGAUGGAGGAGGUGCUGUGCAAGGCCUCGCUAUACCUGCCACACAACCACCCCAGCGAGCCGCACCACCUGCCAGCGGGCUCGGUAGCCCGCCACGUGGACAUCCACUUCCGCCUGCUGCGCCACGAUUUGAUUUCCCCCCUCUGGAGCAAGGCGCUCUUCCUCCUCCACCACCUCAACCACGAGUCCUCCUCCCGGGAUGCUCGUGGUGGCGGGGGAAGUAGCAGCAGGACCAGCGGCGGCGGCGGCGGCGGCGGCGGCGGUGGUGGGGGCAGAGGCGGCAGCAGGGAGGAGGCGAUGGGGCUGUUGACGGCGGACAGGGAGUUGGUGCGGGGUCUGACGGAGGAUAUGAAGGGCGUGGUGGGGUUUUCUUCCGAAGACAUGGAUGUGUAUCUGCUCAGGGAUGUGCGUGUGCUGGGUAUUGACACGGACAGGCGCAGCGGCGUGCACUUUCUAGUUGACUUUUUGGAACCUCCCAUGCCACGGGGCCGGAAUGCUCAUAAAAGCAGGGUGGAGUUCUGGGAGAACACGCGGAGGCUGCAGAACGGCUCCUUGAUCGGGGUGCAGCCGUGCGGGGGCGACGGGUUCAGUGCGGACCUGCUGGGGCUGAUCGCACAGGACGGCAACAGGGGGAGUGACGGGAGUGGCGGGAGUGGCGGGAGGACGCAGGUGGUGAUGCUGGAAGCGGCUGGAAGCUUCUUUGCAUAUGAGCCGAUUCUGAAGGCGCUGCAGAGCAUUACUGACACGUCACUUCCCUUCUCUGAGUACAUCUGUGGGGCACCUGAAGGGGCACCUGUUGGAGCACCUGGGAGGGCACAUGGAGCGUAUAAGCUGCCUGCGUACAUCAAAGGAGGGAUGAUGUACGACUUGAGCCUGCUGCUCAAGACCAAGGCACCCUCCUCCUCCUCCCAGCAGCCACAGACUGAUCCAGAGGACGAGUUCGCCAUCAGGAACGUGAUAAUCUCCAGCCCUGCGGCCUUCCCCAUGGAUGCUCUCCUGCGCUGCACGUCGCUGGACGAGCCCCAGACUGCGGCACUCCAGGCUGCUCUCACUCAGGAGUUCGCACUGCUGCAGGGCCCCCCAGGAACCGGCAAGACGUUUGUGGGGAUAAAGCUUGUGGAGCUUCUGCUGAGCAAUGCUCUCAAGAAGAGCACUUCGUUGGAACUGUUCGCUCGGGGCAGGGAGGUGGCCAGGUCAGCAGGGCCCAUCCUGUGCGUGUGCUUCACCAACCACGCACUGGAUCAGUUCCUGGAGGGCCUCAUCGCCAGCGGCAUUAAGAACGUGGUGCGCGUUGGAGGAAGGAGCAAGUCAGAGAUUCUGCAAGAGUACAACCUUCGCGAGAUUAUCCUAAAAUCUGGUCCGCAGCGCAGCAAAACGCACAGGGAGUCAAGCUACGAGGUGAAAGACAGAUUGAGGGAGAUGGAGGAGGUGAUUGGCCGGUACAGCGAUGCGCUGCAGCAGCGCAGCAACAACGUGGCGGGUGUGGCGUGGGGCUCCAUCGCCCGCCACCUCAUGGCCAACCACCCUGUUUUCUUCCGGGCGCUCGGCCCCACCGGCAAGGCAGCAGAUGGGUUUCAGCAAGUGGGGCGAGACAACUGGGACCGGUGGAAGCAAGGCUUACCCAAGAAAAGCUUUUCCGUCAAGAAGGUUGCUGCUGAGACAGGGGGGGAUCAAGGUUAUGUAUCCGUCAGUGGGACAGGAGGCAAAGGAGGAGGAGGAGGGGGAGGAAAGGCGGGAGCCCUGCCUCAAGGAGGGAGAGGGGGAGUAGGGGGGGUAGGGGGAGUAGGGGGAGUGGGAAUAGGCGCUUCUGGACGCCAGGCUCCGAUGCAGAACGCUUUUGGAGCCCUGGGAUUGCUUGGUGAUCUGGAGUUGGGGCAAGGGUGGGAUAUAAGCGGUGUGAAGAAUGGCCUAGUAAGUGCGGAGCUGAGUGAAAUCGUCGGGUUGAUGGGUUCGUACUUUGAUGGUGGUGGCAGUGGUGGUGGGUAUUCAGUGACAGGCACGGGAUUUGACAGCUCGUGGCUGAGCCUUGCUCCCUCUAGCGGAGCGAGAGUGGCAGGAGGGGCAGGAGGUGCAGGAGGGGCUGGAGGGGUAGGAGUAUUUCCUGCGAAGGAGGAUCUCCCACACACGUUCGGUAACUUGAGUAUUCACAAUGGCAUGCGACUUGAAGGCGGCAGGGGGAGCACAGGCAGCAGGCAGGAGCACGGGAGCAUGGGGAAGGUGAUGGAGGAAGAGGUGGAGGAGGAGGAGGUGUGGCCAGGUCCGGAGGUGGAUGAGGCGAGUGACAGGGGUGUGGAGGAGCUGUUGGGGUUGGCAGACCCGUGGGCAACGAGUGGGCGGGAGAGGAGGAAGCUGGUGGCGUUCUGGGUGGGGGAGCUGCGCGCCACUGCCACUGCUGCCAUCGAGGCCGAGGUGGCCAAUUACUCAAGGACGAUGAGGGAGCGCAACGAGCUACGGCAAGUGGAGGACCUGCAGGUGCUGAGGAGGGCGCAGGUGGUGGGCAUGACAACGUCUGGGGUGGCCAAGAUGCAGCGCCUCAUCACGGCGCUCGGCCCGCGAGUUGUCAUCCUGAGGCCCAAGGUGGAGGUGUACGAGCUGAGCAAGGACUCCAAAAGAGGCUUCGACCUGGACGUCUCUCUCUUUGAGCGCCUGGCCCACUCAAAGCAGAUCCCCGUGUACACGCUCGCCACGCAGCGCCGCAUGCGCCCUGAGAUCGCUGACCUCAUUCGCUUCACCAUCUACCCCGGCCUGAAGGAUCACCCUUUCGUGCAAGGGUACCCAGACGUGAGGGGCAUGGCGGCCAAUCUGCACUUUUGGGACCACGGCUUCCCUGAGACAGGCAGGGACGACCUGAGGGAGGGCAAGUCCAAGUCCAACGCGGGCGAGGCAGCCAUGGUGGUCGCCCUCGCCACCUACCUCCUGCAGCAGGGGUACACGGGAGGGGAAGUCACCAUCCUCACGCCCUAUGUGGGCCAGCUGCUGAAGCUGCGCCAGGCGCUUUCUCAGGUGGUGAACGUGCGCCUGGGGGAGGGCGAUGCGGAGAAGGUGGAGGAGGCAGAGGAGAAGGCGGCUACCAGGGAAGGUGCAUCUGGGGGGGAGGCGGCUGGGGUUGGAGAGGCGGCCGCGGGGGUGGGGAGUUCAGCGGCCAAGGGGAAGGGGAAGGGGAAGGGGAAGGGGAAGGGGAAGGGGAAAGGGAAGGGGAAGGGGUCGGAGCCAGAGUUAGCUGCACCUAAAGUGACCACUGCGGAUCUGAAGGAUGCGGGCGAGGAGAGCACGGUGAUCAUCGAAUCUCUCGUGCGCAACAACGUGGAUGGCAAGAUUGGGUUUCUCAAGAGCCCCAACCGCACCAACGUGCUGCUGUCCCGUGCCAAGCAUGGCAUGUACAUCAUUGGCAAUGCCAGCACCAUGCGGGCUGCCACCUCCAAAUCCGUCCUCUGGACGAAAAUAAUGGACAUGCUGGAGAGCAAGGGGCGCGUGGAGAAGUUCAUCCCCCUGCGUUGUGUGAACCACCCCGACACGGUGACUCGCAUUGAGAAAGCGGGGGAGUUCAAGGAGAAGGCCAGCGAGGGCGGAUGCUCCCAGAUGUGUGGCUUUCGGCUCACUUCCUGCGGCCAUACCUGCCCUCGCAGGUCAGAAUCUGUGUUGUUGCAUUGA